This is a messenger RNA of Trichomycterus rosablanca, 2903 nucleotides long. RefSeq lists its product as uncharacterized. The transcript is spliced from 9 exons. The coding region runs from base 212 to 1189 and encodes 325 amino acids. The record is from RefSeq and is a predicted model, not a curated record. Lineage: Eukaryota; Metazoa; Chordata; Actinopteri; Siluriformes; Trichomycteridae.
AUAAAAAUAGCCAAACUAGAAUUUAGUGCACUAUUUAUUGAAUAAAGUGUGACAUUAGACGCAGCCUGUGCUUGUUGGUAGAGUAGUGUUGUUGUGGCCCCGCCCAUGUUCCGUGCGUUUACGUUUGUCAAGAUGAAGGCGACGCUUGGGUUUACUUGACCAGUGUAAUGUAUGAUUAGAAAUCGCCAUCAGCGUUUCCGAUCCGGCUGCAAUGGACGAAACUCGUCCAUUGCUGGUGCCUCAGCAUCAACAGAGUGUCGAACUCCCUUCUCCAAACCUGACACCGAGGCACAGGGAUCUGCUACCCACACCAUGUGGACCAAUAAAACGGUGGUCGGAGCUCCCUUGCUUGGUGAAGCUCUACUACUGCUUUACAGUGGUCUCCUUGAUGGCCCUGUUGAUCCUCACUGUUAUCAACAUCAACAGAGAGUCCUGGAAGAAGGGCAGUGACAAUGAUGACUUGACUGUCUCCCUCAUCCAGCUUGUGAGCAUCUUGUUUUGUGGGUACUACAUCACACGAGGCAUUCUGCAGGAGAACAGGCAGGAGCUGAUUGUGUUUGUGCUGAGCGUAAUCGUGGUAAUAGUGCGCUCUGUGGUCAACUUCAUCGUACUCAAAGUCUACGAUACCCUGCUACUGGUGCGUUUUGUAUGUGUUCUGUCUGUUGGUGGCCUGCAUGUGAUUUGUGGCUUGCUGCUCAUCAGAAGGCCCAACAUGAUGGCCUUUAGGGUGGGCGGAGCUUUGGAGAGCCUCCAGGAACAAUACUUCCAAGUGAACCUUUGCUUUUCAAUGGUUACUUUUGAUCUCCAGGACCAGCUGUGCCUGUGCAUCCUGAUCCUUACCUCAGGUACCUCUGUGUCCUACACCCACACCAUUAUUCUAGGAAUUGGAGUCGCCUGGGCCUGCAUCACUGCUGCGACUGGAGCUAUUUCUGUUUUAAAAGAAGUGAAGCCUCUAGUUUGGAUUUUCUAUCUACUGAACUUGCCUCAGCUGGCUUAUUUCAUCUACCUCCUGUACACGAUCAUUUCGGAGUGGGGACAAAGUAAGACUUUCACACUGGAGGCUGCUGCGAUAACAGGCUGUGUGAUCUCAGUGACCAUCAAAGGUGUGCUGUUCUGGAGCCUGUUCCGCCUGUAUCGCAGCUUUGGUCAAGGCCUGCAUGAGAGAAUGUUUGCUUCAGACAGGCAGUGAAAAUCCUUCUGUGGAGGUCUAGCAUGAGAUCUGCGCUAAGACCAGCCAGCCUGAAGUACUACAAUGCGCCCGAUUUGUUUUUAAUGUUUUCAAUAUUGCUGUUACUAAUGCACUUAGUGCUGGCUUCCGAAACUUUUAUUGGCUACGUUCAUCACUGAAAAAGAGUUUUGAAAUUAGUUUUAGACACAAAGUGAUCGUGAGCAAACAACACAGAAGUUUAGCUUGUGGUACAUUUUAUAAACUUAUAAUUUUGGAUGCAAUAGAACAAAUUUGAGAGCACUUACUGCCUAAAAUGUACUAAAUGCUUAGAUAAAACAGCAUUGCUGACUAGAACAUUUACAAACUAGUUUAGAUUUUAUUUAAAAUAACAGUUGCAGAUUCUCCCAUUUAACUAGUGCCUAGUUCGGAGGUAUUUGAUUACCAUUCAUUAUGGUCUGGCUUCUAAAUAUUUUCUGUCCUUGGUUUAUCCAUGACAGAAGUAUGAUAACAGUGUGGAAUCUGAGUCUUUUCAUAGAUUAUAGUGUCAUCAGGGAUAAUGGAUGACACAUGUCUAAAAACUUGUGCCAAUUCCAACUCAACUGCUUAAAUUGCAGUGCAUUUAAAAGCACACAGUUCACAGUUAAUUUAUCUUUAAUUUAACUUAACUUGACUCAAUUUAUUUUAAUCAGUGAAGGAAACAAAUACUCUGAAACUCUGUUCUUUUCUUAACCUGGUCAGGUUGGAUUAAGUGCAAAAUCAAUUAUGCUGCAGGGCCAAGGAACAAAAACAAAUUAGCCACAUAAUCUGUUUAUGUUUAUCACUGUGCUUUAAAAUAUUAGCUUUGCAAACAAUGACAAAUCUUAUUUUUUAAUCAUUGUUAUUGUGUAGCUAACAACAAAUUACUUUAACAGAAUGUUUCUUUUAAACUAAUGACUGUGAUUUUAUAUGCUUUUAUUUAUUUGAAUAUAUUGCAGCCAAGUGCCUAAAAUGUACAAAACUAUAUGUGUAUAUAUCGCAUUCAUGGUGACAGAGGUCUAAAUUUAAAUGCAGCACUUUUGAUUUCAGUUGUUUUAAAUGUAAAUAAAAAAAGUUUACAUGCACUCAUAAGGCACAUGUAUGUCAUGAAAAUCUAGAGAUUUCUAUAAUGUUUUUUUAUGUGACUGAAUGAUUGGAUUACAUACUUUUCUUAACAAGGAGUACUUUUAUAGCAUUAUUGUGUUUUCCAAAAAUCUGCUGCAGUUUUUUACAGUUGGUUGUGUACAUUUUACUUGGUGGUAUGGCCUCCAAAUUUUAUGUAAGUGAGUAUGUUUGACUAUGACUGUCAUGCUGGACAGAAGCUCAUGAUCUGUUCAUUCUAAUUGACUUCUUUUUGUUGUGCAACAGCUUUUAAAUAAUGGUAGUUUAUAAAUUCUUGGAGUAGUUUAAAAUGUCCAUUCAUAACUUUCUUUCUGCACAAGAUCACAGUUUGGCUUUUCCUUCUCACUGUUUCAUGUACUUAAAUGAAACUGCAGAGUCACCAGGUAUAGUCAAUCAUAAUCACAAACAAGGAAUUACAAAAGCCAAUGCCACAAUACUGAGUUACACAAUCAAAUACCAGCAAGUUCAUAUUUUAAGUUGUAUGUCUAUUUUUUUUUACCCAAUAUACACGCUAUUUGCAGAAAUUGUAAUGAAGAAGUGUUUCAUUCCCACAAAAGAACAAAUGCAGAAAUCAUAUACCGUCCCAAUAUUUAUAAAA